AUGAGCAGUGACGAGGUAUCUCGUAUGUUUUUACCUCAACGCAAGACGGUACAGAGAAGCGCCUCAUCUUCGUCACUGUCGUCCACCAGUUCAUCUGGAUCCACGAUCACCUUGACGCAGAACGAUAUCUCAUCAGAUCCCGCUUCUGGGCCGAAGAAAAAGCCAAGAGGGGGUUUUUGGCAAGUGUCGAAGUCGGAAUCAACAGCCAGUGUUUCUAAUGCUCGUGCAAAUGGAUCUCUUCAAACAGCUGUUGGCAAUUUGUUGGUAGGGAAGAACCCAGUUCAGCCAGCGCUACCCAGCCAGAGUCCUAACCCUCAAUCGAACGGAACACGGGUAGUCAACGGAGUGACAGGCGGAGAGUCUGCUGCGAUACUGGCUUUGCUACCUAUGAAUGGCACCUUCGAAAGAAAACAAAUUAGCCUCCCGUUCUAUCCUGAAGUGCUCCGGAUUGGACGACAGACCAACGCCAAAACGGUACCGACGCCGGUGAAUGGAUAUUUCGACUCUAAAGUUCUCUCACGACAACACGCCGAAGUAUGGGCGGACCGCAGUGGGAAAGUCUUCAUUCGGGAUGUAAAGUCCUCGAACGGCACUUUCGUCAACGGUCAACGCCUGUCUCCAGAAAACCGCGAAUCCGAACCGCAUGAGCUCCGGCAACACGACACGCUGGAACUGGGUAUUGAUAUAGUGUCUGAAGACCAGAAAACCAUCGUUCAUCAUAAAGUGUCAGCCAAGGUCGAAUAUGUCGGGUUACCUGGUUCGACUAACAACGUGCUCGACCUCAGCUUCGGCGACCUUGACCCGUCACACGGUGGUUCUCUGUUACCAUCGCCUGUAAGUUCACCUAUGCUUCACAGUCGGAGUGGCCCUGGUCGCCCGGUCAAUGGACGGACUUCGAGUACUUCAACUAUCGCCGGAAGUCAGAUGAGCUCAAUAGCGCAACAACGGAUGAACAUGUGGGGUGCAACACCGCUAAAUGUCGAGCAGCUUGUAAAGACACUGUCGAUCGAAAUGCGGGCAGCGAAGGACCAGGCUGAAGAACUUGAGCAGGCGGGAGCGUUUCUGAACUCACUAUUGACGCCUGGAGCAGAACCAUCAAAACCACAGGCUACGUCGAAGGAAGCCGCCUCCCACAGACAGAUAGCUGGCAGAGUAAAAGUACCAAAGAUGGAGCACGUUACGCGGUUUGCCGACCCUCCUGCACCACCGCCACAACAACCACUGCCAGAGAAGCCAGACGCUUCCAAAGCAAGUCCCGUCGCGACCUCAUUCACGAAUCUCCUCAAACGUGGCGAGACUGCCAAGCCACCGAAGAACGAAUCUCAUUCCCCAACCAACCCGCAGAACAGCCAGAUGCUUUCCCUAAUUGAAGCCCUAUCGAUUGCGAAGAAGGAGCUUGAUUCUCAGGGCGCAAGAGUCAAGCAAUUGGAGGAUAUGCUCAAGCAGGAACGGUCGGCUCGAGAGGAUGCGGAGGAAAGGGCACGAAGGUUGGAACAACAUGCCGCGUCGCGACCGGUCUCAGUGGUGGAAGAGGCGCUGGAAACCCCCACGCAGGCACAAAAACCUGGCUCUAACGAGCAACAAUCGAUCCUUGACAGUGAUGGCGAGCUCGACGCGAAAACGAAGCAUCUCCAGCAGAAUCUCGACCAAGUCCUGGGAGAGAUGCAAAGGCUGAAGUCGGACGUUGACAAGUUCCAGCGACGGGCAGAAACAGCUGAGAACGACGCCGCGCAUGCGAGAACGAGUCUGGCGGAGAUGAUUGACAAGAUCCGCGUGGAAAACGAAAAGGCAGAGUCCUUACCAAAACAGCUCCAUGAACGACGGGAUGACAGGGGUUUUGAGGCGGAGGCUGCAGCAGAGCCUAGCGAGUCGACCGUGAUGUCCGCGGUCAAGUCAAGACCACAGGCGAAUGGCCACAUCCGAUCACCCAUGCUGCCUGAGCACCUUGAGCGGGCCGUCGCGACUGUUUUACGAGACAGAAGCAGCAACGCGGACUCCAUUGCCCAGUCAGCACCCUAUGUCUCAAUGCUCGGAGUGGUGCUGAUAGGGGUCGGGCUCAUGGCAUAUCUUAACUCAUGGCAGAAGUCAGAGAGAUGA
This is a messenger RNA of Cladophialophora yegresii CBS 114405, 2097 nucleotides long. RefSeq lists its product as uncharacterized. Gene Ontology annotation, cellular component: cytoplasm. The record is from RefSeq and is a predicted model, not a curated record. The coding region runs from base 1 to 2097 and encodes 698 amino acids. The transcript has 2 exons. Gene Ontology annotation, molecular function: protein binding. NCBI's taxonomy places the organism in Eukaryota, Fungi, Ascomycota, Eurotiomycetes, Chaetothyriales, Herpotrichiellaceae.